GAAACUUAAUUUGUAUUUAUUUAUAACAAAUAUAUUUGCAAUGUCCAUUUUUAACGCGCAGCAGUUUUUAGGUGCAUUGUAUAAACGUUAUAUAAUUUCACUGCCAUCGAUAAAUUUAUCUAGAACUCAAAAAAUUUUUAUUAUUUGUCUUACGGGAGGAUCAUUACUAUUAGGAGGAUUAGCACAAUUUUUAAAAAGACGAAGAAGACAUCCUCUUCCUUCUUCAAGAAGACCUUUAAGAGAAUUAAAACAAAGAUAUGCUGCUGCAAAAAGUUCUAAUUUUGAUGCAUUAUCACAAGCAUCAUGGGCAAGAAAAAGUGAGGCUAGCAGCAGAAGCCAUAUAAGUGAUCGAGUAUCACUUAUAUCUUCUGUUCCAGGAGGUCCAGAUGGUGAUGUAAGACUUACUCCACAACAAUAUGGAGUUCUUGGAUUGGAGGCUCUGGAAAAAGCUCUCUAUUGCUGGGAGGAUGCUCUUACAGCAUUCAGCUCUUCACUCAAUAAUGGUACGCUCGCAUUACCGUCUAAGGCGGAUGCAGCAUUUACGCACGAUGUGCAAGAACUUCUCGAUAUGGGUUAUCAAAUCCAAAACCAUGCAGAACUCCUAUUUAUCGACCAGCAUUCAGUAUUGUUCCGAAAUGAAGAUGAGGAAAGUAUAGAUAGUCAUAAACCUUCGAAUGUAGGUAGCCGAAUAUCCGGGAAAGAUAAAGCAGAUGCAGCAUCUUCUCCAGAAUCUUUCGAAUCUGCACGUGAUGGAGUAGCAGAUUUGCGGGAAUUUGAAGAAUUCUCUGAAUUUUUUCCACAUUUUGAAAAGCAAAAAUUAUAUCAUGCUGCUCUUAAACAACACGAAGACAAAGGUAUUCCAUGCAGACGAUUACAUACGGAACUAGUGAAAUGUGGUUCAGAUGUAGAAUAUUUAGCAAAGGUACAUUGCUUACGACAAGCAUACACGAAAUUAUUUACUGUAUCUUCUGCUGCAGAGUGGAUUGCAGAUAUAGGCCGACAAGUUAUUAGUGAUUUGAUCAUGUAUGCAGACAGGGAUCCUAAGGAUUAUUUAAUACACUAUGAACGAAUGUUAGAAUUCUUACAAGAACAAAACAAUCGUAGUAUUAUGGAAGAAGAACUAACUAGCAGAGGUGUAAAAUGUAUAAAUUUCUACGACGUUCUGAUUGAUUUUAUUUUAUUAGAUGCCUUUGAAGAAGUUGAAAAACCACCAUCAUCAAUUAAAGCUAUUUUACAGAAUAGAUGGAUAUCUGCUAGUUUCCGCGAAACUGCAAUUGGAACUGCAGUUUGGUCAGUGCUUGUUGGUAAAAGACAAAUGUUAAAGUAUGAUAAAGGAUUUCUAGCCCAUUUUUAUUCGAUUUCUGAACAAAUUUCUCCAGUACUUGUGUGGGGUUUCUUAGGCCCAGAAGGAAGUUUACGUUCUACUUGUCAUUAUUUCAGAGAUCAAGUAAUAGAAUUCCUUAUAGAUAUAUUUAAUUUCUUUAAAGUAAGAUAUACUACUAUUGAUAAUCUUGCUGAAGAUAUACUCAAGGAAAUGAAAAUAAGAGUUGAAAAUAUAAAUCAAAGACUUUCUCUAGAAGGCUGCUAAUUGAAUAUAAAGUAGGUAUAUAUUAAAUAGGUAUAUAUUAAUAUUAAAUAUAUAUAAGAUAUUGGUAUAUUUAAAUUAAUAUGAUAAUGAUUUGACAUAAUUUCUAUCAUGUAAUAGAUUUAAAAUUGUUGAAAAUAAUUUAAGCUAAGAAAUAAUUUUUAUUCUUUUGAAAUUUUUUAUUCAAAUAUUCAUAUCAGUACAAUACAAGUAUUAUAUGAGCAUUAUAAAAUUAAUGUUAUAAGAAAAGAUUGAUAUAUUGAUUAUUGAUAUAUUUCAUAAUAUAAUAAUCUCAGUGAAAUUAUUAAAAAUUUAAUUUUAAAGCUUCAGUUUAAUAUUCAGCAAAAAUAUUUUUCAUAAUUUGCAUCAAAAUAUUUAAAAAUAAAUAUAUUCAAAUAAAAAAUGUAUAAAAUAUAAAAAUAAUUUUUUAUAUAAUUUUAUUACUUGUAAUAUAUGUAAAUUUUUGUAGAUAUUAAUUUCAAUAUAUUACAUAUUUAGUACAAAAUUUAUAACAAGAUGUUUGAAUAUAAUUAUUUUAUAAUGAAAAUGAAUUUUAAUAUAUUGUUAUCAUUUCAAUGUUAUAAAAUUGUUUAUAUUAAUAUAUUAUUGUAUAAUUAUAUUGAUUAGGUAUAAUUAUAUGAUAAACAACUAUUCAUAGUAUUUAAAAAUAGCAUAAAAAAAUAUUUUAAUUCCUUAUAUUUAUAUUUCAUGAAAUAUCAUGAUUUAAUAUCAAGGUUCUAAUAUGCUUUAAGAUAUAUUCAAUUUUUAUCAAAAAAUUAUUAAAAAAACAUUAAUAAUUUUAUUUCAUAAAUGUAUUUAUAUUAUCUUUUCUAUGAUAAAAUUAUAUGUACAAUAUUUUUUUAAUAAUCAUUUAUAAAAUUUACAUAAACAUAUAAAUAUUGUUUAAAAAAAAAUUCAUUACAAAAAAUAAGCAAUACAAUAUAAUUAAUAAAAAUGUAACUA
Molecule: messenger RNA, 2548 nt
Organism: Apis cerana (Asiatic honeybee)
Lineage: Eukaryota; Metazoa; Arthropoda; Insecta; Hymenoptera; Apidae
Gene: Miga
Product: mitoguardin
Biological process (GO): mitochondrial fusion
Source: RefSeq, a predicted model, not a curated record